AUGGGGCCCCCAGGCAAUAGGGGAACAUGGGGCCCCUCUGUCCUUGCCCAAACUCAAAAAAGCCUAUGAAAAAGGUACCAGGGGCAUCUCAUGGGGCCCCUACUGACCCCGGGCCCUCGGGCAUAGUCUUUAAUCCUGUGGAGGACAUAGAGGUGAUGCAGGAGGGGUGGAGUCAGGGAUGGACUGACAACUCAUGGGGCCCCCGGGCAAUAGGGGAUCAUAGGGCCCCUGUGUCCUUGCCCAAACUCAAAAAAGUCGUCUAUGAAAAAGGUACCAGUGGCAUCUCAUGGGGCCCCCUACUGACCCCUGGUCCUCGGGCAGUGCCCGAGUUUCCAAAUGGUCAGUCCGCCCCU
Staurois parvus is the source of this 353-nucleotide messenger RNA. Lineage: Eukaryota; Metazoa; Chordata; Amphibia; Anura; Ranidae. The record is from the annotation of a GenBank genome assembly.